Molecule: messenger RNA, 689 nt
Organism: Chara braunii
Lineage: Eukaryota; Viridiplantae; Streptophyta; Charophyceae; Charales; Characeae
Source: the annotation of a GenBank genome assembly
CUGUCACUGCUGCCUUUGUGUCUUUCGAGAACCGCGGCGUUUCUCUGUGCACCGUUAAGCUUGUUGAGUGGGAGUGUGGAGGCAGAGGUCGAGGGCAAUGGCGAGUCAGGUGGUUCUUGCAGGCGUUCUUCUCAUGCUCGCUGCUGGAGUUCAGGCAAGCGCGCAGACUCCGCCUGAGGUGACUAUCGAUUCUAUCACCUACGGAGGUUCCGGCUGCGGUUUCGACGACACCGACUACGCGCUGUCGAACGACUACAAGACGGUCAACUUCACAUUCGACGGGAUGGUUGCAACCACGGACGGGGACAGGAAGAAGGCUUGCCAGAUAUCGUUCGCUUUGAACUACCCGGAUGGCUGGAGCUUCUCCGUUGGUCAGGCCACGGCCAACGUGCACUUUGACAUCGUCAAGAACUCGGUGGGCAUCUACAGGACGGUCUGCUACUUCUCCGGACAAUCGGGGACGACGAUGAUCGAGCGCAAAAUCGAAGGCCCAAGGGUUGGCAGCUUAGAGAUCACGGAGGACUUCCAGACGCCUCUCUGGAGCGACUGCAACAGCAAGCCCAACCUGAACAUGAAGCUGGAGGUUGGAGUAGAGGGCGAGAAGGCUGUGAUGGGGCUUGACAAGUUCCACCACGUCAAUCUCCUGUGGAGGCAGUGUUAGCAAAAUUGAGAACCCUGUUCACCAUUUC